AUGAAUACCAAGUUUUUAGUAUUCUUCGUUGCUUCAAUUGCUUUAUGGCAAGUAGCAAAAGCACUUGUUAUUAAAGAUCAAGAAUCAGUGACUGAUGGUGAUGAAUCUGCACCAGUCGUUGUCAAUACUGUACCUACUAUUGAUGAUAUGGUAUCUUCAACAGUUGCAAAUAACGAAGGUAAAAAAUUAGCUGUACAGUCAGAUGAAGACGAAAAAAAUGACACAUUAAAUGCUAAAACUGACGAUGAUGAUUUAAAUAAAAGAAAUAGUGAAGAAGAUAUAUUAACAUCUACAGUAGACACAAACGAAGCGGUUCAAACACCUUUAAGUGAUGACAAGGACACUAGCAGUGUCAAGUCAGUCAUGGAAGAAGAUGAAAAGAAAACACAGUCGGAAGAAACACCAAAAUCAUGUGAUGUUAAUGAUGAAGAAACAACCAUAUCAACUGCCGAAAAACAUUCUCAACCCGAGGAAGUAGACGAAGAAGAACAAGAUGAUGUAAUAACAAAUGAUGAUGACCAUGAUACUACUGACUGA
This is a messenger RNA of Rotaria sp. Silwood2, 537 nucleotides long. The record is from the annotation of a GenBank genome assembly. Lineage: Eukaryota; Metazoa; Rotifera; Eurotatoria; Philodinida; Philodinidae.